Messenger RNA from Rattus rattus (black rat), 1086 nucleotides. RefSeq names its product AT-rich interactive domain-containing protein 4A-like. The record is from RefSeq and is a predicted model, not a curated record. Lineage: Eukaryota; Metazoa; Chordata; Mammalia; Rodentia; Muridae. Gene Ontology annotation, biological process: regulation of transcription by RNA polymerase II. Gene Ontology annotation, molecular function: transcription cis-regulatory region binding. The coding region runs from base 1 to 1086 and encodes 361 amino acids. The transcript has a single exon. Gene Ontology annotation, cellular component: nucleus.
AUGGAAGGGACAACUGGAGUGUCCCAAGAAAGGUCUGGCGAUGGCGAUGGCGUUGGAGCUGAGGGCAUGAAAGGCAUGCAUGUGGAGCAGCACUUCGAAACAGAAAGUGAGGGGAUGCCAUUGCUGACAGCAGAGCCAGACCAGGGCAUCCCAGAAGUGACUAGUGAAAAAUCGGACAGUUCAGCCGAAGAACUUGUACACAUGCCACUCAAAGAAGAGGAGCACGUGAUGCCUCUGAUCGGGCCUGAAACCUUGGUAGUCUUGGAUGAUUUGGAUGAAAGAGAUAAGCCCAGUAUUGAGGAUGUGAUAGUAGAAGGCUCUGAGUCUAACUCUCUGGGUUCUAUUCUGCCUGACCUACCGUCUGUAGCACCGCAUAGCUUUUCCGUAGCUUUGCCACUUACUUCCAGCCAAGACGAGUCCAGAAGUAUAAAGAGUGAGGGUGAUAUUACAACUGAAGUUGAUAGCAUUGCCGAAGAAUCGCAAGAAGGCCUGUGUGAGAGAGAAUCAGCGAACAGGUCUGAAGCCAGCGUUGCCUCUGGUACCUGUGGUAUAAUUACACGCGAGAGAAAGCGCAGAGCGAAGGGUCAGAAAAGGCCAAGCGAUGCAAAUAGUGUAUUAAUGACAAAAAAGCAAAAGCAAACUCCAAAGCGGACAAGUGCUGCAGCCAAAAGUGAAAAGAAUGGGGCAGGACAGAGCAGUGACAGCGAGGACCUUCCCGCCACGGACAGUUCCAGUAACUGCACACCAGUGAAGCACCUUAACCUGCCCAAGCCACAGAAGCUGCCACGUUCUCCUGCAAGAGUCUCCCUCCUCAAAGAUAGAGGGAAAGAGAAACACAGAGAAAAGCCUGCAGAUUCAUCCCCUAGAACAUACAAGUGGAGCUUCCAACUCAAUGAAUUAGAUAAUAUGAACAGUAUAGAGAGGAUCUCUUUUCUUCAAGAAAAAGCACAGGAAAUCAGAAAACACUACAUGUCUUUGAAAUUGGAAGUUGCAACCAUCGACAGAAGGAGGAAAAGUUUGAAAAGGAAAGAUAGAGAAGUGUCUCAUACAGGACCUUCUUCUAUGUCAUCGGCUUCAUUAGAAUGA